Messenger RNA from Penicillium odoratum, 1923 nucleotides. Its product is annotated as transcription factor domain-containing protein. The transcript has 3 exons. Gene Ontology annotation, molecular function: zinc ion binding; DNA binding. NCBI's taxonomy places the organism in Eukaryota, Fungi, Ascomycota, Eurotiomycetes, Eurotiales, Aspergillaceae. Gene Ontology annotation, biological process: DNA-templated transcription. The record is from RefSeq and is a predicted model, not a curated record. Bases 1 to 1923 code for a protein of 640 amino acids.
AUGGAAUUUAAAUGGCAGGCCAAUAUUCCCCAAUGGCGGAGUAGAACUCGGGCAGCACGAGCCUGCCCGACCUGUCAGCGACGGAAGAAGCGAUGCCGGCACCUGGCUCCUAGUUCAGUGGAAAGCCAACGCCAUCCGACAUCCAGUGCCGAUAAACUUGACACGGCUCGCAAUAUUGCCAUUCAUUUAGAUCAUCUGGAUCCGCAUGCCCCUCGUCCUGCUGCCCCUCGUCUUGCAGCCUGGGAGCGAACCUCGCCAGCAUAUCCAGCUUUGCAAUCAACUCCAAGUACGGAGCGAUUCGUAGGAGACCUGAAUCCAGAAGCAUUCAUUCGAGAGAAGUUGGAUGAACCAACCGGUAGUCGUCUCCGCGAUCGGGUUGGGCUUUGGAUUGCCCCAUCCAUACGGGAUCCUGAUCAUAAUGUACAAGAUCCGCGACACAUUGCUGGCAAUAUUGAUUCUUUUGCAUUGCCACCACAAUCAACCCUGGACCAAAAGGCAAUUGAAAUAUCUCUAAACCAGCGAUGUUCCUCUGCAAUCCAAGCAUGUGGCCAGCUUCCCCAAACGACUCGGGCAGUUCUCACGGCUAUUUACUUUUCCAAGAUCAACCACACAAUACCCCUAAUAGAGAAGGACUCAUUUAUCAAGGAUCAAGCUCAAGGCACCAUGUCUGUUUUUCUUGAACGGGCUAUUUGCCUGGUCGCAGCAAAAGACCCCGAAGCAAUAUCAUAUCUCUGCUUAGUUGAUGGAGGACCGGUUAUAUCAACGCGUCAAUUCUGCUCUAACAUCUAUAAUGGACUCACAGUUGCCAUGGAUAUGGGCCUGGAGUCUGACCGCCUGACCUGUAUCCGUGUUUAUGCACUAAUGUCUUUGCAUUUUGAAGGAAAUGAGGGGACGGAGGCCGCUUCCUUGCGUCUUUGUCAAGCCAUUCACCAAGCCCAAACUAUAGGUCUGCACCUUGACCGACCAGACCGGACAUCUGGAGACCCUCUGGUAAAAUUAUUCUGGAGUCUCUGGACCCUGGACAAAAUGCACGCAAGCAUCGGCGGUCGCCCGGUUAUUUUGGCUGACCGCGACAUUGGAAUCCCAAGACCAGAAACCCACACCCAGGGGGCAUUUGGCGUGUGGCUUGCCAUAUCAGACCUUCUUGCAACCGUCAUAUCGUAUUAUCGACCUUCUGCUGUAACUACUAGCGGAUGGGAGGAAGGAUUCCCGGCAUUUGAAGACAUUGUAGGAGAUGAUACCCACGGUGAUUUGGACUUUUCAACUCUCGGGAUUUUGGAGUUAUAUUACCAUUGUGUUGCUAUAUUGUCCUGUCGGUACAAGCUGACGGAUGGCUUCGACGGUACCAAAGUGUCCUCAAUUCGACAAGGUCUCGCAGCAGUCCGGAUUCACUCCAUUGUUGCUUCGGAAUUCGCGGCUGGGCUACCACCUCUUCCAAUUGUUCCCUACUCAAUAGCAUUGUCUAUGGGCGUCUCCUACCGGCAGCUCCGAUCUAGCAAGCUGAUUACCCAUUUCAAUCGAGCCAAGGCCAGCUUGGAGGCAUGUUGCCACUUGCUUGAAGAACUUAGCCCUCGCUGGUCUUCUGCCGAAGCAAUGGCGCGUCUCGGCCGGAAAGCGUUACAACAUAUUGACCAAGAGCAUCCACAAUACGCUCAGUCGAAGCCUAAUCUGGUGUCACAGUCUUCUCAAGGACAUCUUGCCCGCCCAGGGCCCGUUGAUCUUUCCAAUAAUAAUGAGCCUGGAAUUAGCUCCGGGAGGUCAGUAGUGGACCAUGCUCCUGAAAUGCCCAUGGGAAGCCCUCUGCCAUCCAUGAGUGAUAUUGAUACUUCUAUGCAUGGGUAUGCCGACAUCGAUAUGCUGUUUGGGGAAUUCCUGGAUCUGUCACUUCCGACAAAUUUUUGGGAUCCCGUCUUUACAGACUGA